Raphanus sativus (radish) is the source of this 953-nucleotide messenger RNA. RefSeq names its product cysteine-rich repeat secretory protein 26-like. The record is from RefSeq and is a predicted model, not a curated record. The coding region runs from base 100 to 882 and encodes 260 amino acids. Lineage: Eukaryota; Viridiplantae; Streptophyta; Magnoliopsida; Brassicales; Brassicaceae. The transcript is spliced from 2 exons.
AACAAAGUACAAGAAAAAAGGAAUCAUAAUCACUUCAAAUCUAAAAUUCUCAUCAAAGCCUCUUAUAUAAACAUCUCCACUCCUCAAAGAUCACAAACAAUGCCUUUAAUUUUUGGAUCGGUCCCUAUCUUGGCUGCGGUGGCCAUUCAACUCCUUAUAUCCAGUGUUUCGUCCCUCAACAUUACCAAUGAGUAUCUCCACCACGCAUGCAACAACACCCAAGGGAAAUACGUGCCAGGGGGUGUGUUCGAAAAAAAUCUCAACAUUGUCCUCAAAAACAUAUCCACCUUUGAUCUGCGCAACGGUUACGCCCUUGAGUCCAAUAUGGAUAGACCCUACAAAUUUAUACCUCCUGCCGCCGUCUUCGUCAUGCUCCAAUGUCGUGGCGACUCCUACGGGCCUAAGUGUCACUCUUGCCUCGCCAAAGCCCUCUCUGGGCUUCGCAAGAAAUGUCCGAGAAACAGAGCAGCAACAAUAUGGUACGACCAAUGCACUCUGGAUAUUGCUACAUACAAUUCCGGUGACACCAGAAUCCUUUACGAUAAUUAUUUAUGUAUGGAGAACCCAAAGGACCUGAGCGGAGAUACGGAGAUGUUCGAUAAGAAGAAGAGCGCUUUCACCAAAAAGCUAUUGUCUGAAGUCAAAAAGUUGGGCAAAGACGGGAAGAGGCCAGUGUACGCAACGGGGGAGAUGAUGAUCGAGAGAAAGAAGCUUUAUGGAAUGAUGCAAUGUACGGACGAGUUAUCUGGGAACGGUUGCUUUGUGUGUCUAGAUUGGCUUAUCAAUGAGCGUCCAUUCUGCGGCCAUGAAAAACAAGGAGUUAGAUAUUUGUGUAGAAGCUGUAAUGCAAGAUUUGAGCUUUACCCUUUUCUUAGAACUUAAGACUGUUUGUGGGAGCCCUUUGUUUGAUGUUUGAAUAAGUGCUAUAUCAGGAAAUAAAAAGUGUUCUCCUC